CCUCUCCUCUUCACCACUCUAAAGGAUGUCUGCUAUACGGCGUGUGCUCAACCGCCGCACACUUGCCUACGCCGCUCUUGCAACUGGCGCUGGCGCUGGUGGCGGCUACUACUACCUCAACUCCGGCCCGGCCUACCCCCCUUCUACCCUCCAGUCUCGCCGUCCACCUCCACCAUGGACGCCCCCCUCUCGCGAGGCCAUGCUCGAGCAGCUUCGCGCGUCUGCAUUAGACCCCAACGCCGAGUUCGAUUUGCUGAUUGUUGGAGGUGGAGCUACAGGCGCUGGUGUUGCUGUCGACGCUGCCACUCGUGGACUCCGCGUCGCGCUUGUUGAGCGAGACGAUUUUAGUGCUGGUACAUCCUCCAAGUCAACGAAACUGGUUCAUGGAGGCGUGCGCUACCUCCAGAAGGCCGUCUUGGAGCUCGACUAUGAGCAAUACAAGCUCGUCCGAGAGGCGCUCCACGAGCGCCGCAUCUUCCUGCACACCGCCCCGUAUCUCUCGCACAUGCUUCCUAUCAUGCUUCCCAUUUACAAAUACUGGCAGGUGCCGUACUACUGGAUGGGUUGCAAGAUGUACGACGUCCUCGCUGGCAAGGAGAAUAUGGAGUCGUCAUAUGUUAUGAGCAAGGGCAAGGCACUCGAGACUUUCCCUAUGCUCAAGAGCAAUGGGCUUGUUGGUGCCAUUGUCUACUAUGACGGCCAGCACAACGACUCGCGCAUGAAUGUCGCUCUCAUCAUGACUGCCGUCAAGCAUGGUGCCAUCGUUGCGAACCACUGUGAAGUCACCGACCUGCACAAGAACAGCGAAGGCAAGCUUGACGGCGCACGGGUCAAGGAUGCUCUCACUGGCAAAGAGUGGAACGUCAAGGCCAAGGGCAUCAUCAACGCAACAGGCCCAUUCAGCGACACCCUCCUGACGCUCGACAACCCCGCGCACAAGCCGGUCGUGCAGCCCUCGGCCGGUAUCCACAUCACGCUACCCAACUACUACGCGCCGCGCACGAUGGGCCUGCUCGACCCCGCCACGUCCGACGGGCGCGUCAUCUUCUUCCUGCCCUGGCAGGGCAACACCAUCGCGGGGACGACGGACUCGCCCGCGCCGCUCGAGGCCGCGCCGCGCGCGGGCGAGGACGAUAUACGGUGGGUGCUCGAGGAGGUGAGGCGCUACCUUGCGCCGGAUAUCACUGUGCGCCGCGGGGACGUGCUCAGCGCGUGGAGCGGGCUGCGGCCGCUUGUGAGCGAUCCGGCGGCGCAGGGGGGCACGGCGGGGCUCGUGCGCAACCAUGUUGUGCAUCUGAGCCCUGGGGGGUUGCUUACGAUUGCGGGCGGUAAGUGGACGACGUACCGCGCGAUGGCGGAGGAGACGGUCGAUGCGGCGGUGAAGGCGUUUGGGCUGGAGAGCCGUGUUAAGAACGGGUGUGUUACGGAGGAUGUAAGGCUGGUUGGGAGCGAUGCGUGGAGCAGGAAUAUGUUUAUUGGUCUGAUUCAACGGUUUGGUCUCGAGACGGACGUGGCAAAGUACCUCUCGGACAAUUACGGCGACCGCGCAUGGACGGUUUGCUCGCUGUCUCACCCAACGGGCGAGGCAUGGCCCUUGCAUGGUAUCCGCCUCAACCGCAACUACCCCUACAUCGAAGCCGAGGUCCGCUACGCCGUCCGACACGAAUACGCACAAACCGCCGUAGACGUCCUCGCGCGGCGCACACGCCUCGCAUUCCUCAACUCGCGCACCGCGCUCGCCGCCGCCCCGCGCGUCGUCGACAUCAUGGCCUCCGAGCUCGGCUGGUCGCGCGCGCGCCGCGCCGCGGAGCUCCGCGCCGUGCACACCUUCCUCUGCAGCAUGGGCAUCCCCGCCGACGCGCCCCUGCCCGCGCUGCUCCCGCGCGGCGCGCUCGAGCACGCGUGGGACGGCGCGUGGCGCUUGGGUACGGGGGCGCUCGCGCUGGUUGGGCUCGGGACGGGCGGCGGCGCGUGGGCGAGGGGCCCGGGGGUGAUGUAUAGUCGGGCAAGGUACGAUGCGGGCGAGGUCGAGGCGCUGCGCGAGCUGUUUGCGCGGCACGCGCAUGUUGCGCCGGAGGCGGCGGGGGGUGCGGCGUCGGACGAGAAGGCGACGGCGGCGGCGGCGACGGCGGUGGAGGAGCAAGAGAAGGUAAUCAGGAAGGAGGAGCUGCGCGAUGUGCUCGGGGGGUUCCCUGGGUACGAGGGUAUUCCGCCUGCGGACUAUGAGUAUGUGCUCGAGGAGGCGGGCUUUGCGCAGAGGCGGGAUCUGGAUCUUGACGAGUUCAUCGAGAUUUGCGGCUCGCUCAAGGAAGUUGCUUUUGCACCCCCGGUGUCGAACAAGGUCGAGCGUAAGCGGAUACCGGUCGAGAAGAGCGGUGGUGGUGUCUAAGCUCUGCAUCUGAAAUAUCCAUUUAGCUGUACAUACAACCCGUCCUUAGUGCGACGUCUCGAAAACUCACUGCUGCACCAGGAUGGAACAUCUCUGUUCCCCCCAUAGACUGUCGCGAUUGUACUUCGCCUGUAAAUGCCGAUUAAUCUCUCUUAGGACGAUACAGCAUCUGGCUCUCGGGUACUCAUGCGAAAGACAUCUGCCUUUGCAUUCGUAUUGCGCACCGAGUAAACCAGCGACAAUGCACAGACCGCUAUAAUAGGACACAGGCCAUUUUUGUCAUGUUCCUCUAUUUAAUAGGUUAUUGGUCACCACAAAC
Molecule: messenger RNA, 2708 nt
Organism: Coniophora puteana RWD-64-598 SS2
Lineage: Eukaryota; Fungi; Basidiomycota; Agaricomycetes; Boletales; Coniophoraceae
Product: DAO-domain-containing protein
Exons: 8
Coding region: 26-2389 (787 amino acids)
Biological process (GO): glycerol-3-phosphate metabolic process
Cellular component (GO): mitochondrion; glycerol-3-phosphate dehydrogenase (FAD) complex
Molecular function (GO): glycerol-3-phosphate dehydrogenase (quinone) activity
Source: RefSeq, a predicted model, not a curated record